AUGCCCUUCGAUGCCAAGCUGAACCUGCGGCAGCUGCAGAAGAUGCAACUCUUCACUGAGGCUGCAGAGCCCCGUGGAGGCGCUGAAGGUCUUCUCCACGACAAAAGUGCCCGAAAGAGGCUCGCAGCGGAGAUUCUUGAGCGCACGGCCGCCAAUGGCACGGAGGCUGCCUGUGGACCCACAGUCAGCUGGCUAGCGGAGCUGCGCUUGAGUGUUGAAGGAGAGAUGAUGUUGGGAAUUCCUAAGGUGUUGAUGUGGCCCUUGUGGCAAACACGGGCGGAUGUGCUGGGCAACUUCGAAGAGGGAUGCAAAGGACGAGCUUUUCUGGUACAUGAUGACUUCAGGGAGUAA
Molecule: messenger RNA, 351 nt
Organism: Symbiodinium natans
Lineage: Eukaryota; Dinophyceae; Suessiales; Symbiodiniaceae
Source: the annotation of a GenBank genome assembly